AUGACCUUGACAAACGACGACGUCUCGAACAAGGUUCGGGCCCUGCCCGAUCUACGAUCCCAACCCCCUCACCUGGCGGACGCACAGAUCUCACGGCUGUGGCAUGGGCCAAGAAGCACCGAGAAGCAGACGACUAAGAGUUGCCGCGGACUGGAUGUUGUCCUGAUCGUUCUGAGGCACCUUUUCAGUAUUGUGCCGGAGAGUCGUAACGUCAAUACUGCGGACAACCCGAUCCUCGAGCUGGCAUGGAAGGAUAUUGAAGACGAACGAUAUAAAUCUCAGUCUGCCGAACUGAAAUCAGAAGUUGUUGAGACUAUUGCAGCCCGUAUCGGCGUUCAAGACCCAAGUUUUGCGGAUAUAUGCGAGUCGCACUUUUUGCAGGACACUCUCUGGAGCUUGCAGAACUACCUGCUCUGUGGCCCUCCCGAGUUCAGAACAGACUCGGGACGCUGGGCUCCUGAAGAGGUUCCAAACGCACAUUUCCUUGCUUCGCGCAGUCUAGUCACCUGGUCCGGCAAGGAAGAUCUGGUUGACUGCUUGGCGAAGAUCUGGCGGAAUUAUUUAUUCAGAGAUGGAACUGUACAUCACCUAACAGCAGAAAAGUACGCGCCAUCCAUCAUCCGUGCUCUAUACCAUCCUCGCGGCGAUUUCCCACGUCAAGAAAAAGACUUGAUAAACUUCGACUGGCCCAAUUUCCAGCACUAUACGCUGGUCGCUGCGGUCUGGCUUCGUGGAACGCAUGACGAUGCAACUUCACAUCUGGACUUUGUGCGGCUUUACUCGGCUCUACAAGCCGAUGUCCUCCCGCAAUUGUCGAGCAAGUAUCGUGCAACCACUCCGGAGGACUUGGGACAGCCGGGCCGUUCUUACAUGCUCUUCUACGGGGCUCGCGCUGCAUCGGCCUUCCCAAAGUCCUAUGCUCGGUGCCUACUUGAUCAAAAAGAUCGCAUGAUCAAGCAGGCGCUCGAGAAUCACCCUCUUGUGCUCAGCACGGCGCAUUGGGAUGCACCGGCUCAAGGCUCGAAUAUUCCCGCCGUUCACCUCGUCGGCCACUUGGACAGCAACCUGCGCCCGUUUGCCGAAACCGGGACCUCGAUUCAGAUGGCGGCUCUGCAACAGGCACAAGAUGCCACGGCCCAGACGCCGGCUUUGCAAGAGGCGCAGGGUAGCACGGCCCAGACGCCGGCUCUGCAACCGACGGGUCGCACGGCACAUAUCCUCAAUCCUCAAGCAGGGCUAGGUAUAACCACUCCGGUUGACAUGUCCGGGAAUGAUUGGGACUUUACGAGUCCCCCAUUCAUUCCAAAUUAUGCCUCCAACAUGCCAAAACACCAUACGCAGCAUUCAGACCACGCCUACCGUGGCGGCUGGAGGCUGGGCGGAACGGGUCGAGAGCGAGGCAACAGAAAUGACCCUCACCCCUUAUCGAACCCGAACCUGAUGCCGGUCGCGGCAAGAGGCGGUUCAGGCCACUAUUUAGGGUCACAUAGACAUUCCUUUGGUCAUGGUCGUGCCAAUAAUGGCAAUGAGAAUGAUCCCAUGCAUCAAACCAGCCGCCAUCAUGGCACCUUUUCCCCAUUUGAUGGUCCGUAUAAUGACGGCAGAAACGGCAGUGGGUCUGGUCAGGGCAAUAGCUCUGGGCGUGGACGGGGCGGAGGACUGCAAUUUCGCUAUUUCGGAGGUCGAGAACCUCCAAGACGUUAG
This is a messenger RNA of Colletotrichum orchidophilum, 1704 nucleotides long. RefSeq lists its product as uncharacterized. Bases 1 to 1704 code for a protein of 567 amino acids. The record is from RefSeq and is a predicted model, not a curated record. NCBI's taxonomy places the organism in Eukaryota, Fungi, Ascomycota, Sordariomycetes, Glomerellales, Glomerellaceae. The transcript has a single exon.